Molecule: messenger RNA, 779 nt
Organism: Tilletiaria anomala UBC 951
Lineage: Eukaryota; Fungi; Basidiomycota; Exobasidiomycetes; Georgefischeriales; Tilletiariaceae
Product: putative ubiquitin-conjugating enzyme E2
Exons: 5
Coding region: 146-679 (177 amino acids)
Source: RefSeq, a predicted model, not a curated record
CUAUCAUCGCAGCAUCCACACUGUCCAGUAGGUCACGCGUCACGACUUUCAGCCUCACGCCUCACAAUCGCACGACUGAGCCGCAAGCGAGGGCACACGAAUUGCCACACACGCAUACCCAACCGAAACAGCAAGCUGGGGCAAGAUGAUUAAGAUCUGGUCGAUGAAGAAGGAGGAGGAGGCGAGCAAGAAGAAGAAGCCACAAACGUCACCAGCACAAUUGCGAGUGCAAAAGGACAUUACCGAGCUUGAGCUACCAAAGACAAUGAAGACCGAGUUUCCAGAUCCAAGUGAUCUGCUUAACUUUCAGCUAACUAUAGAUCCAGACGAAGGCAUGUACAAAGGUGGCUCGUUUCGCUUCACAUUCACGAUCAACAACAACUAUCCACACGAGCCGCCAAAGGUAAAAUGCGUGCAGAAAGUCUACCACCCAAAUCUAGAUCUCGAAGGCAAUGUGUGCCUCAACAUCCUGCGUGAAGACUGGAAACCGGUGCUCAACCUGAACAGCGUCAUGGUCGGCUUGCAAUACCUGUUCCUCGAGCCGAAUGCUGACGAUCCGCUCAACAAGGAGGCGGCAGAGGAUCUCAGGCGUGACAGGAAGGCUUUCGCCACGAACGUCAAAAAGACCCUUGCGGGUGAUUCUUUCAAGGGCGUAACGUACGAUCGCGUCGUCGCAUAAGCAAGUGUAUUUGCAAAGCAGGCUUCAAUCGCGUGUCGCCACAAUCUAAAUGUACCGCUAAAUACCAUUCGCCCGAUGCAUCCAUCCCAUCCACUCCGAA